AUGUCUGCUCAGUUCCAGGAUGCCGUCUCUCAGAUUGUACACCACCCGGAGUACAACUCGACGCUGAUACUGAGAUCGGAAACCGUCUCUGACUCCAGUACCGAUUUCCCGGUAACGGUGCCGUCCUUCGACGACUUACGUCCGCAACACUGCACCCUGUAUGCGCCCGCCCAAAGCGAUGACGACACCCCUGCACUCCUGGUUCUGACCCCGAUAGUAGAAGACGGCUCGCCUCUCCCGUACUACCACCCCGCGGUCCAUCAUCUUGCCUUUCGCUACGUAACUGGCGAAAUCGCUACGUUGCGGAUGGACAUCGUCCCGUUGGACGCAACACCCAUCGACCUCAACUCGAGGAUAUAUCGCACCUGUCUGGCGCUUCUGGACACGCUGCAUCGGUACGGUUGGGGCGCAAUGACGAACUACAAGAAGCGGGUGCGGCAUGACUACAUCAUCGCUCGCGAAGAAUAUCAAGACCUCUACCUUGUCAUGCGCGAGCGACACAAACACCUGGUCCAGGAGUGGCAGGAAGUGACAGACCCGUUGAAGCAUGUCUUUGAGGAUAUCGGGAUAGCAACUUUCCUGAUGCUACUCUGGAAACACUCCUACGUCAAGAGCGGACCUGCUACGAACGAUACAGAAGAUCUCAAUGAGGCCCCUUGGCGAAAUUGGGCUCGACCUCCAGCAGGUUUUCUCGACCUGGGGUGCGGCAAUGGUCUGCUCACGCACAUCCUCACGGCGGAAGGGUACAGCGGAUAUGGGAUUGACGUUCGCGCUCGGACCUCUUGGUCACACUACCCAGAGUCCACUCAAGCGCAGUUGCGUGUGGAAGCCCUUGAUCCAACCUCACCGGUCCUCUCACCGGAUGAUACUUCGUAUCUUUGUCCUGGGACGUUCAUCAUCGCGAACCACGCCGACGAGCUCACUCCGUGGACACCCGUGCUCGCGACACUCCACUCCGCAUCCGGAUAUCUGUCCAUCCCUUGUUGUGCAUGGUCUUUUGACGAAAGAUUUGAACGAUCCAAGGCUCAAGGCUACCCCGUCCCUGACGACGCAUUCAUCGACUCCCUCAGCCUAGGCGGCGACGGAAGCCACUCCAGCUCGUACUCCACAUAUCGCAUCUGGCUGGCAUCACUCAGCUUGCAAUGUGGUUGGAAUGUCGAGUGCGAAAACCUCAGGAUCCCAAGCACACGUAAUUGGGCUAUCGUCGGGAGGGAGCGUGUCACAACUGACGCGCAGGAGCUGGAGGACAUCCGGAGUAGGGUGGAGGAGAUCGUUACGCGCGUUCGAGAACGAGGGCUGUUUAAGACGCGUACGCCUGAAGGAAAGGCAAAGGAUCACUGA
Messenger RNA from Epithele typhae, 1341 nucleotides. Its product is annotated as DUF1613-domain-containing protein. The record is from RefSeq and is a predicted model, not a curated record. Gene Ontology annotation, molecular function: tRNA (uridine) methyltransferase activity. Bases 1 to 1341 code for a protein of 446 amino acids. Gene Ontology annotation, biological process: tRNA methylation. The transcript has 5 exons. NCBI's taxonomy places the organism in Eukaryota, Fungi, Basidiomycota, Agaricomycetes, Polyporales, Epitheliaceae.